CUGGCAUCGCCGCUGUCCCGGGCUGUCCCGGGCUGUCCCGGGUCCGCCGCUGUCCCGGGCAUCGCUGCUGUCCCGGGCUGCCCGCGGGGACCCAGCGGGGCCAGGGCACAAGGCUCAGUCCUGCAUUUUCAUGAGACCAGGAGCGAAUCCUCAAAUGUCGAAACUUUGUGGUCGCGGCUGGUUUGAGUGAGAAGAGACAAAAAAGCAUCAGAGCUGAGCCUUGGAUUGAAGGCAGAGCUCCUAGAUUUGUGCCCCACGUAAUUGCCAUGGCCUGGCAUGUCUACAUCAAGCUCUGCUGUCGUUAUCCUCAGGCAUCUGUACCAAGUGAGGCAUGUCCCACGUGUUGGGGUGUGUCGGUGUCCUGAGACCGCCUCCAGCAGAUCAAUUCCCUUCAGAAUAUGGAGGAGAAGCCACCUUUGCACUUGACAGCUGGAAGGAGACUGAUUACACAACAAUGCAGCCCCCAUUCCAGCACGAUGCCCUGGAUGUGGCAGCAGCUGUAGCAAGAGCCCGUCCCCAGCUGGUGGAGUUGCUCACCCAGUGCCCUGAGUGGCUGCUCUGCACUGCCCAGCGCCUCGUGCCCCAGGCAGCCCUGAGCAGCCUGGGGACCAUCACCAGCCCCAGGGAAAAAACAUCUCUGCUCCUUGACCUGCUGGAGGAGGCUGGUCCUGCUGCCUGGAAGCACUUUGCACAGUCUCUCUGCAUGGAGUAUGACCUGCCCCUGGACCUGGAGGUGCUGCUUAUGAGCUCUGCAGGAGAAGGUAACUUCAGCCAGACAGAAGAAUCAGGCAUAGACACGAGAGCCCAGUCAUCUGUGCCAAAAGGCUCUGCUCGCCGUCGCCCUUCCAGCAGCUCUGGGAGUGACAAAGAUGCCAAACAGCGAAGGCUGGAUGCAUGUGUGAAGUACAGGCAUCUCCUCCUCAGUUCCAUCCGCCAGAGAUACGGGAGCAGGAGAGCAGCAGAAGCACAGGAGCAAACACAGCCACUGCCUUUCAACCAAACCUUUGUCAACGUUGUCAUCCAUCAGAGCAAAGCCCCUCGCUUUAAAGAGAGAACAGAGAAAGGCCAAGAGGGCCUGGCAGGUGCUGCUGAGGCAGAAGAAUGUGCAGACACAGCUUUGAAAGUGUCAGACCUGCUCUGCAGCGAGGCCCCGUCGCACACGACCAAGGUGAUCUUUUUGUUUGGGAAACCAGGUAUAGGCAAGACCAGGCUAAUGCACAGGAUUUGUCAGAAAUGGGCAGAAGGUGUCCUACCUCAGUUUCUCUUCACUUUCCUCUUUGAGUUUCGGCAGCUGAAUUUGUUAAAGAGGAAGUUGACCCUGAAGGAUCUUUUGUUUGACAUGUUCCUUCAGCCAGAGGACAGCCCUGACGCCGUGUUCCAGGGCCUCCUGGAGAAUGCCCAGCAGACACUGAUCAUCUUUGAUGGGCUGGAUGAGUUUGCAGCCAACAUGGACAUGUCACCCUCCUCGAAGAGCGGCCCAGCUCUUACCUCCCCUCUGUCCAUAUCCCAGCUCUUUGCAGACCUCUGCCAUGGGAACCUCCUGCCUGGUUGCACAGUGUUGGUCACCAGCCGCCCGAAGAGGCUGCCUGACUUCUUGUUAUACACAGUAAGUGUGUUGGCAGAAAUUUGGGGAUUUGACCAUGAGAAGGUUGAGGAAUAUGUCAGCCACUAUUUCUGUCAGCAUUCAUUCAGAGAACGAGCUAUUGCUCACGUGAAGAACAACACCAAACUCCUCAGCAUGUGCCUCAUCCCUGCUCUGUGUAACAUUGUGUGCAUCUGCUUGGAGUAUCUGUUCCUCAAACACCAGAUGAGCGUGGAGCUUCCUCAGACUAUGACACAGUUUUAUAUCAAAAUGUUUCUCAUCUUCCUGAACAAGCAUCAAGGAGACUGUGCAGGUGAUGAGGAGACUCAGGUGAACUGUAACAAAAAGGCCAUUUUGGGUCUGUUUGACCUUGCACUGAGAGGCCUGGAAGAGAAGAAACUCGUAUUUUAUGUCCAUGAUAUUCCUGAGGACGUGAAGGAAUUUGCUUCCCUGCAUGGGUUGCUGACUGUCUUUGAGGUGAAGACGAGUGGCACCUGCCCAGAGGUUGGCUAUGCCUUUGUGCACUUGAGCUUGCAGGAGUUUUUUGCUGCACUGUGUCUCAUGGUGAGCAGCAGGGUGGACAAGAACCACCUGAAGAAGAAGUUCUUCUUGAAGUCAAAGUGGACUUUAAAGAAUGAGACAAAGACUGAGUUUAUGGAGAGUUUUCACAUAUUUCUCUCGGGUUUGUCGUCAAGAGAGUGUAGGACAUUCCUCAUGAUGCUGGCAGAGCAAGAUGAGGCUUGGGUGCAGGAAAAGCAGGAUGUGAUCCUGCAGUCUCUCAAGAAACUGGCAGCCACUCAUCUGUCAGGGCCUAAGGUCCUUGAGCUCUGCCACUGCACCUUUGAAACACAAAACCUCGAGGUAGCCCAGCACAUUGGGAGCCUGCUGAAUUUCAAGUAUGAGUUUAAAAACUUCAGACUGACAACGCUGGACAUGUCGGCUUUGGUUUUUGUCAUAAACUCGGGCCAGAACUUGAUUUGUUUGGAUUUUGCAGGAUGUCUGGUGGACACUGACUGUUUGGAGGUUCUGGCUGGCUGUAAAAAUGUGGAACACUUGAGCUUUCGUAGCAGGAGAUGUGGUGACGACUUUGCUGCUGCUCUUUCAAAGGGCUUACAAGGAAUGGGGAGCCUGAAGAAGCUGGAGCUGACAGGUGGGUGCAUCACAGCUGAGGGGAUGGCUAACCUGGUCCAGGCUGCAUCCCAGUGCCUCCAGCUUGAGGAAAUGAACUUGCAGGACAAUCGGAUCCGGGAUCCAGAAGUGAAGAGGGUGAUGGACCUGUUUUCCAAAAUGGAAAAGCUGAAGAAAGUAGACCUGAGCAACAACCAUCUUUCCUUGAAUGCUGUUCUCAGUUUGGCAAAGGAAGGCAUCGUGUGUCAAAAUGUCACUGAACUCUGUGCCAGGGGGGACACCAUGGUUAUUCAUUUUUCUGGCACAUCUGGGAGAGCUCAAAGAUCUCUGGAUUUGAAGUUGGAAGAGAAUAAAGAGCACAUAAUUCCAACUAGACAUGUGAAUUUAUGCUUGCAGGAUCACAGGCUGCUUUCCCAACAUGCCAAGAUGAUUGUGGCCAUUCUCCAGAGCUGUCCCUGUCUCUCUGAAGUGGAUUUGUCAGGCAACAAGCUUGGAGAUGAAGGCUGCAGUUGUCUGCUGGAAAGCCUCCCCUGUCUAUCAAUUUCAAAGCAGCUGAAUCUCAGUCAAAACUGCCUCUCUGUCAGUGGCAUGUGCACCCUGCUGAAGUCAGUAAAUACCUGCCAGGAGGUGAUGGAGGUGCAGGUCAGCCUUUCUUGUGAUACUGCAGUCCUGAGGUUCAGAGAAGACGGGGAGUUUGCUUCCCUUCCUCCUAGGGAGGAGCCUGUGUUCUCUACUGGUGACCAACAAUGUGGGGAGGAAAACCAGACACCAACCACCUGCCAAAAAAUCAGACUGACAGACUGUAAUCUUCAAGGCAGUGACCUGAAGAAUGUGUGUGCAGUCCUGAAGGAAUGUGGCCACAUCUCUGAGCUGGACCUAUCAGGGAAUUUUCUGGGAGAUGAGGGACUUUUGCAGCUGUUUCAGUGCCUCCCAAAACUGAAAAUGUUACGUUCUCUCAAGUUUAACAACAACCGGAUCUCCCUUAGCUCUGUGUUUUUCUUAGCUCAAUCAUUAACUACACAGGAACACAUUAAAACAAUGAGCCUCAGCUUAGGACACCCCCAGGUGUUUCAUCUGACCUUUUGGGAAAGAGUCAGCAGCACCAGCAGAUGGAGAAGUGGCUCCCUGGCACGCCCCAAGCAGGAAGCAAAAGGACAAAGCUUUAGUCUCAGGGACUGCAGAGUGGGUCUGGAGGAUGUGACCAGGCUGUGCCAGAUACUGGCUCAGUGUCCCCAGCUGACAGAAAUCCAGUUUUGCAGUCUGUCUGGAAAUUCAUUGAGUGACCAGAGCAUUGAGAGAUUACUGAGCUUUCUGCCAUCCCUCUGUCAUCUGACACUACUGAGUAUUAGGAAAAACUCCUUGUCCCCACGUUGUGCUGUUCUACUGCUCAACUCCAUCAACCUCUGUGAGCGGAUCAGAGCAGUGGAAGUCCGGUCCAGGGAAAAUGCCUUCCUGCAUUUAGGAGCAAGCACGCAGAGCCAAAGGACAUCGUGCAGGCUGACAGGCUGUGCCAUUGGGGAAGGGCAGGUGGAGGAGCUCUGCAGCAUCCUGGAGCAGCACGGCUGGCUGGCAGAAGUAGAUCUCUCCAGGAAUCAGCUGGGGGAUGCAGGCCUGAGGUGCCUCUUGGACCACUUGCAUCGAGUGCCUGGUACCUGUUCCCUCAAUCUCAGCCAUAAUGGGAUUUCUCAGGAUGGAGUCCUGCAUCUCAUAGAUGCCUUUGUCACAUCUGGAAACACCACUGAAGUUCAAGUCAGUUUGUGCUCCAAAGCAACUUUAAUCAUCAAGCUGACAAGUGGAGAUGACCCAAGAAAGAUUUUGAGACUGGCAGAGUGCAACUUUCAGCCAGAGCACUUGGAAAAGUUGUUCUUGCUCCUGGAAAGGUGCACUGGUCUGACAGAGUACACGUCCUCAAAUAACAACAUGACACUCCAAGCUGCAGAAAGACUUCUGCAUUCCCUGAGGAAGGAUCUGGGGCUACUGAAAAUCAGCAUAGAAGAGCCAUGGGUGUGCAGAGAGAGAGUUGUGAACCUGCUGGAGCUGGCUCUCCAGGCCUCUGGAAGCAUCACUGAGAUCACGAUAUGUAAGGAUAAAACCCUCUUCCAAUUAGUCAUAAGAUUCCCACACUGCCUGGAGAAGACAGAAUCAGUCAUCAGCAGACUGAGUCUGUACAAGCCAGAAAUGAAGCACUCCCUCUGCCAAAGGCUUUGUGAGAAAUGUGCUCAGCUUCAGCAGCUGAGAUGGUCCCACAUGGAACUCCAGGAGGAUGAAGCAGAAAUGCUGGUCAGGAUUUUGCUGCCCCUUCCAGAGCUGAAGAUGUUUGGGCUGACCUCCAGCAGUGUUACACCAGCUGGAAUUGAUUAUUUGAUCUCAGGCUUGCAGAAUUGCCAGGCCAUUGAAGAACUCAACCUGGGCUACAUGAAACUCAGCAGCGCUGCCAUCCCUGGGCUUGUGCUGGGGCUUUGUGAGAUGCCAUCCCUGAGAAGGUUUAUCUUGAACCACAACAGCAUUGGUGACGAAGGCUGCUCCAGACUUGCAGAAGCCUUGAGGAAAAUGCACAGCCUGGAGGAAAUCAAUUUAAGCCACAACGAGAUUGGAGAUCCAGGCCUGAUAAAUCUUGCUGCUGUCCUGCUGGAAAUGCAAAACCUGAAGAAAAUCGACCUUUCAGGGAACUGUCCCAGUCCUGCUGGAGGGGAAAAGCUGAUGGAAGCUCUUGCCCAUUGCAAGCACAUCAAGGAGUUGCUGCUAUCAAGGAAUGGUUUGGGAGACAGGACAGCAGUGACACUUGCCCUCUGUCUGCCCCACAUGGCCACCCUGAAGGUCCUGCACUUCCAGAACAAUAACAUUGGGCAGGCAGGAGGGCUGGAGCUGGCCAGAGCCCUGGUGGUGUGUGAGCUGCUGGAAGAGAUAAGUUUAUCAGAAAACGACCUUGGGGAGCAGAGCAUCCGUGCCCUGUCCAAGGGGCUGCCGAGCUUCAGACGCCUCCGGAAGAUCGACUUGAAAUUCUGUGGAGUCACUGAUGGUGCUUCAAAGUCCCUCUCUCUGGGCUUCCAGCGGUGCCCGUCCAUGGAGGAGAUAAUACUGUCUUGGAAUGCCCUUGGAGAUGGAGGAGCCCAAGAGUUGGCCAUUGCUCUCCCAAAGAUGGAAAAGCUGAAGGUGUUGGACCUGGAGAAGAACCACAUUGGAGCCUGUGGGGCCACAAAGCUCGCAGAGGAACUUGCGGCGUGCCCAGAAAUUGAGUCCAUCAGGCUGUGGGGCAAUCCAGUGCCCAAGGGCCUUCCUGAGACUUUGACAAGCCAAGACCCAAGACUGUGCUUCUCCUUCAACUAGAGAAGAGGAGCCUUGCCCUAGCUAGGAGUUCUCUGCUGCUGCUGCUCUCAAAACUGCACUGAAGAACCUGGAGCUCAAAGUUCCUACAACUGAAAGCUGUAAAUAUUGGAUUUUUCUUUGCUGCACUGAACCAAGUGUGGACACUGGGGUUUUUUAUUUUGUUUUGGUUUGGGGUUUUGUUUUGUUUGUUUCUGUUGGGUUUGUUUGUUUGUUUUGUUUCUUGUGUUUUGUUUUUUUUUUAUUGUACAGAAGAGAAAACGACUGUAAAUAACUUCUGCUGAGCAGGCAGGAUGGCAUUCUUGGUAGAAAAGCACUGAAACUCUCUUCAAGAGAAUAACUUUCCAGAAAAUAAUUAGCAAACUGUGAUAAGAAUGCUUAUGUACUAGACAUUAUUUAUUUAUGUAUUGCCCUACAAUGAAAGGUUCACCAUCACCUCCAUCCAAGCUUCAACUUCAAAUUAGAAGUUCAAUAGUUUGUCUUUAUUUUGAGGGAGGGGCAGUGAGUGACAGAAAGAAUAAACACCAUAAUUAAGUUCUCACACACUGUCAGAAAAAAGUAAGAUAUAAGGUUUUCUCAGAGCUGUGAGAUUUUGGAGUCAUCAUCCCUGGAAGUGUUCAGAAAACGUGUGGAUGUGGCACUUGAAGACAUGGUUUAGAGAUGAACAUGUUGAUGCUGGUUUAAGGGUUUGACUCAGGGAUCCUAACCCUUCUAUGACUCCAUUAUUCUAGGAUGAAAUGCAUUUCCUCAGGCAUUCAGAAAGGCAGCAGAGUAUUUCAUUAUCCUUAAUCAAAAUUACUACACCAGCCUGCAGGUGUUCUAAAAGAAUACACGUCCUUUAGGAGAGAAUGUAAAAAUAAAUAUUUAAUUAUUGUGUUGGAUUUAUUUAUGGAA
This is a messenger RNA of Agelaius phoeniceus (red-winged blackbird), 6928 nucleotides long. NCBI's taxonomy places the organism in Eukaryota, Metazoa, Chordata, Aves, Passeriformes, Icteridae. The record is from RefSeq and is a predicted model, not a curated record.